AAAUGUAACCUUCAGUAUUGUCAUGUCUACUGUUUUUGAGCACAACAUAAAAAUUGCAUAAGUUUUUGUUCAGUUUUACAUACUUUUCAUUUAGUAUUUAUUUUUUUCAUCAAGAUCAUUUUGUCAAUUGUUUUAUUUUAUCUUCACUUGGUAUCUCCCCAUUGGCAAUGUUAUAAUUCUCUGUCUAUGGCAACGUCAGAUACCCCCAGCACACUAUUAUGCACUGAUUGAUUGAGUGGUGUGGUACAUUUUGCUAGGAAAAUCUUGUUAUCAUGAACAAUUAAUAAGGUAGUUUCAUAGGUGCCGAAUGGUGACCUCUUGGGAUUGGAAGACCAUGAUAUUACAUCAUGUGUUCCUCUAUAUUUAUUAAAAAAUGUAUGCUGUCAUGAUUAAUUUUCUAAAUUUAAAAUGCAAUAAAUUGUUGUAUGCAAUUUCAUUUGAAGAAGAGUUUUCUCCCCUACUGCAUAAUGUCCAUGAAAAAUAGAAUUUGUUUGUCAAUUUUCCCAUUGUACUAAUGUAGUGUAAACAAAAAAUAAGAAUACGGCAGACCAUGGUUUAUUUUGGCUUAUUAAACAUAAUUGUAACAUUUACAUCAAUGAAAUCAUGAUUUGUACGGAAUCUGGUUGACAGAAGAAAGAAAAACUUUGAUGAUUUUCAUUCUAAUACAGUAAUAUAGGCACCAAAUUGUAAUUUGCAGUCUCCACAUUAACUUGUGCAAGAGCAAUGUCAGAAAUUAUCCACAUAACAGAAAUUCCAAUUCCAAACAAGCCUCUUCAAUAGUUUUUACUUUGAUGACAUUUCUUUGAAGAAUCAUAAGACUGAGUGGUUUUGUGGGUGCUGGGUAAUUACAUGGCUUCUGAUGAUACAGGAUGAAAGCCAAGGCAUGAAACCAGAGAAGAUUCAUACAGCAAUUAGCUGAUUAUUUUCAUUGUUUGUUUCAGAGCUAUGGAAAAAAAACCAUCAGAUUUUCCUAGCCAUUUGAUUGCUUGGCUUGUAUUUUUCUCUUUGUACUACAGAUUUUUUACGUCUUAUGUUUCAUCAUAAAAACUUAAAUGACAUAAAGUUUUUAUUACUGCAGUUUCUAAUUACUCCAACUAGAGGUGAUUGCAAAAGGCACUGUAUUUGAUGUGCAUGAUAAUUAUAAAUUAUAAUGUUUAAAGAGAAAAAUAUAACUUGUAUUUCAGAAUAUGUAAACUUAUACAUGGCAAACAGAAGGUAGUGCAUAUCUCCUAUCAAAUAUUCUCCAAAUUCUUAAUCUUUCUUACCCCAAAUAUAAUAUACAUUCACUCAUGCCAUGUUCUCACCAAUCAGAAGGCAGUAUUUCUUUUUAAGAUUCUCAUCUGAGUUGCUUGUAAUUUUUAAUUUGAAUUUUUCAAAACAAAGCAUUGUGGUGCCAUUUUUUCCAACUUCUGACGCAUCUUGCUGUGUACAUAUUCAUGUAAAUGAAUAACAUUCGGUCAAGGGGUUUCAAACUGGAGUUGGCAGAGAUGAGAAUCUUAAAAAACUAUGGCCUAAGAGCUGAUUCCUUGCUGUACAUGUAUGCUUGUUUGCGGGCUGUGUAACUGACCAUGGUUUCUUCAUUCUGUCACUGUGGCCACUCUAGCAUGUUUGAGAGUCGUGUGGAGCCCAUGGUCAGCCAACGGUCAAGCCCACUCAUGGCUGCCAGCUGGGACCCCGCAACUGCUGCCAAACGUGACAAGGAUUUUCAUCGAAUAUUGCCUACUAUACUCGUGCAGUAUGUCCGCAAUUCUCUCCCAGUAUACUUGCCUGCCAGACGAAAACAAGCCAACCUGGAUGACAUGCUGUAUGCGGCUUCAGACGAGAUGGUUGGAACCCUUAACCCCGUCCCUGAGAAUGCGGUGACCAAAACCAAGGUGCAGACGGGGCCUCCUGUGAUGAGCCAGAGUGCCCCACCCCCUGCUGUCCCUGGUGGUGGGGACAACUACCUCAUGCCCCCUCCCACCGUUCCCCCACCACACAGGACCCUCCCACAGAGGCCAGCGAGUACUUCCAGACUGCCCAGUGUGUCUCCCAGCAUGCGGAGGAAGGACAACAGUAAGCCUAGCCCUAGCCCCUCCCCAGUCCUACGACGUAAAAACAGCUUCACCCUCCCAGCCAGGUCCAACUCUGUGUAA
Molecule: messenger RNA, 2135 nt
Organism: Mya arenaria
Lineage: Eukaryota; Metazoa; Mollusca; Bivalvia; Myida; Myidae
Exons: 5
Coding region: 1569-2135 (188 amino acids)
Source: RefSeq, a predicted model, not a curated record